Rhizophagus irregularis DAOM 181602=DAOM 197198 is the source of this 1261-nucleotide messenger RNA. Lineage: Eukaryota; Fungi; Glomeromycota; Glomeromycetes; Glomerales; Glomeraceae. The record is from RefSeq and is a predicted model, not a curated record.
CUUGUUUCCAAUUUUUUUAAAAAAUUAAAAUGUUAAAUAUAUAUAAUUUUAAAUAAUUGAUAUGGCAAAAUCAUUUUCUGGAUCAACUGCUGUGGAUCAUGCAAUGGCAGGAUUCACAGCGGGUGCCGUUACUACAUUAUGUUUACAUCCAUUAGAUUUAGUAAAAACGAGAUUUCAAGUUGAUGAAACUGCAAGGCGAAAACAUAAGUUUGGAGCUACAUUUAUAACGAUGAAAAACAUUGUAUCAAAGAAUAAGUUUAUAGGGUUAUAUCGUGGUGUUGCACCAAAUUUAGCUGGUGCUACUUCUAGUUGGGGAUUUUAUUUUUAUCUUUAUGAUUUGACUAAAAAGAGGAUGGCAGGUGAUGAAAAGUUAUCAAUACUUUCUCCGACACAACAUUUAGCAGCAUCAGCUGAAGCAGGCGCGAUAACUGCAUUUUUUACAAAUCCGUUUUGGGUAGUAAAAACAAGAAUGUGCGCAACAGAUCGUACAGAUCCAGGAGCAUAUAAAGGAUUAUUUGAUGGGUUAUAUCAAAUAGCUAGAUACGAAGGAAUUAAAGGAUUGUAUAAAGGAAUGAUUCCCGCAUUAUUUGGUGUAUCUCAUGGUGCAUUACAAUUUAUGGCCUAUGAGGAAUUAAAAAAGUGGAGAUUUAAAGUUAAUAUGAAAGAUCCUGAUAGAUUGAAUAAUAUGGAAUAUCUUUUAAUGGCAGCAACAUCAAAAAUAUUUGCGACAAUAAUAACUUAUCCAUAUCAACUUGUUCGUGCAAGAUUACAAUAUCAAAGGACUGAAAUUAAAUAUAAUGGUGUUAUAGAUACAAUAAAAAAAGUAUACAGGACUGAAAGCAUCCUUGGAUUUUAUAAAGGAUUGGCACCUAACUUGAUACGCGUGUUGCCUGGAACAUGUACUACAUUUUUAGUGUAUGAAAAUAUGAUGUCUUUUUUUAAGAAGCAUGCUAGGUAUGAGACGUAAUAUAUUUAAGUCAAAUGUUGGUAACUAUUUUAUUUUGAAAUAAUAAUUUAUGGUUUGGUAAUGUAAUCGCGGCAAAUAGAUAGUUAUGGUUUGGUAAUAUAUAGAUAUUAUUUUGAAUAAAGAAAUCUAAAAUAUGGAUACACUAUCUUCUAAUUACAUGUUUUAGUUAAUAGAAUGGAUGAAUGUAGCUGUUACCCAUUCCAUAUGCAAGAAUUAUUAUUGUCUUAAAUCUCUAUUCUAUCAUCUAAUUCAAAAAAUUCUUAUAUAGUAAUUAUUAUAUAAUAAAAUUAAAUA